Messenger RNA from Anopheles merus, 4991 nucleotides. RefSeq names its product cyclin-dependent kinase 12 (gene Sobp). The record is from RefSeq and is a predicted model, not a curated record. Gene Ontology annotation, biological process: animal organ development. Gene Ontology annotation, cellular component: nucleus. The transcript is spliced from 5 exons. Lineage: Eukaryota; Metazoa; Arthropoda; Insecta; Diptera; Culicidae. The coding region runs from base 590 to 3268 and encodes 892 amino acids.
AGCGCGCGAAGUGCACACGAGAGUCGCAGCGCACGCUGGCGUUGUCUGUUGCGUGACGAUUUUGCAGUGUGUUUGUAUUUUGUGUGCUUGCUGCGAGUGUCGUAAAGCAUUAAAAAAGCAGUGAAAUUUGCUGAAAUUAAGUGAACAAAGUGUGUGUCCGGAAAAUCCCCCUGAGGAGAAAGCAUUUGAAAAUACACAAAGAACCAAAACCUUGGAAAAAUUGGUAACGUUCUUCGCGAGUGGAGUGAAAUCAUUGCGCAGGGGGCCCCGCGUUGCCGUUUGCCGCGUGUAUCGUAUGACAUGGGAGGAAUUUGGUGGCAUGUGAGCGGGAUCACAUUUCGUCUGGUGGUACGGUACGCGCACGAAGAGGAACCACUGCGCCACUAUCACCUUCCCUGCUGGUAGGCAGUCAGAAACGUCUGACACUGGUCAGACAAGAAUUUAACAUAAAAUCGCGCGCUAGAAAAAAAAAACUACUGCUUCCACGUGGUGCGCAUUUUGCGCGCAACUGUGUGUCUUUGAGUGUGUGCUUGUGUAACUGUGUCGUGUGUGUGCGUGUAAUGCAACCCUAAGCAACGGGUGGGUUACUAUGGCGACGGCAUCAUCUUCGGCGAGCACGUCACCGCCGCGGAUAAAGGUGAAGAAGGAAAUCUGUACCGAUAACGACACGAUCAAGGAGCUGGCGGAAACGGCGAUGAACGACAUCCUCGGCUGGUACGGGUACGACAGUGUCGAUCGUCUCGAGCUGGCCGCUAACAAUGUGCUACCGUCCACCUCUAACAUCACCAACGCCACCGCCCCACUGGACGAAGUAGAUGGGGAGGAGGAGGAGGAAGACGAGGAGGAAGGUCCAGGUGUUCGGCUGAAACAAGCCAGCCCACCCGCUCGACUGUCAUCCAGCGCAUCGUCCACUGUGAAGACAAAAUCGAAACAAUCGGCUCUCAUCGGUAGUGGUCAUUACCUGCCACGGGACGAACCAGUGCACCCCUCCACGUCGUCAGCAGUGGCAGGUGGCAGUGAGCGACGGGUGCAACGAGAUGCAACGUCCAGCGGGGGCCGGCCAGGACAGUCCGGUUCGCCACCCGACCCAACACGGAACGGUAUCGUCUUACAUCAUCAAGCGCAUCAGCAGCAGCAGCAGCAGCAUCAUCAUCAUCAUCAUCACCACCAUCAUAAUACUCCGGCUGGCGGGGAAAGCUCCACCUCGGAGAAGGACAGCUCGCGGGAAAGCUCCAAGAGCCCGAUGCUGAUGAAAAUGCUGACCGACAAGCAAGAGCAAACCUGCCAGUGGUGCCGUAAGGUGAUACCGUCUCAUCAAUCCGGCAUACUCGGCACGACCGAGGGCAUGAUCUUCUGUACCGAGGCGUGCUUUUCCCAGUCGCGCCGGGCGUCCUUCAAGCGGGCGAAAACGUGCGACUGGUGCCGGCACGUGCGCCACGCCGUCAGCUACGUCGACUUCCAGGACGGUGCCUCCCAGCUGCAGUUCUGCUCGGACAAGUGUCUCAACCAGUACAAGAUGCAAAUCUUCUGCAACGAAACGCAGGCCCAUCUGGAGAUGAAUCCACACCUGAAGGAGAAGAGCACGUCGGCGGGAACUCUCAUAACGCCCGAACUGUGGAUGAAGAAUUGCAAAAGCUGCUCAAUAUCCCCGGUGUCCGAUCGGUCCGAGUCGGUAUCGCCCGUACCGUCGCUGCCGGUACGCUCGUCACCGGAACCUUCGCCAGUGCUACUGCGAUCUCCAACGCCCGCCAAAAAGCCGCUCAUAUCGGUGGCACCCGCAUCGAAGCUGCUGUCCAAAUCGCUUCAGCCCAGCACGCUUCCGACCCGCCCGAGUCCAAAGAGCUCCCGCAAGCGCCGUACCGGUCAUAGACCACCGGCGGGCACGAAUGCUUCGAUGUCGUCCGGCAAACGAUCGACAGCGACGCACCAGGCGGAAUAUGGUGGUGGUGCUGGCGGUGGUGGUGGUGCUGGUAGCAGCAUAAACAACAAUAACAACGUUACCAUCCCCAACAACAAUCUACUAACCGGUGGCGGUCCUGGGACGGUCCCGCAAAAGCCACCGCCCAGUGUGCAGGAUUUAAGAAUCCUGCAAAAGAAGGUGCACGGCUCCGUCGUGAACCUGGCGCCAAACGAUGGGCCCCCACUCGGCGCCGGGUACGAUGGGCGCGAUCUCACCGGUGGUCCGCUUGGUCCACCGCCUCCACCGCCCCCGGGUGGAGCGGUGUUAAAUAUUCCACCCCAGUUCCUACCGCCACCGUUGAAUCUGUUGCGUGCGCCCUUCUUCCCCCUCAAUCCGGCCCAGCUACGGUUCCCCGCGGGGCUUCCGAACCUGCCGAAUGCACAGCCUCCGCCGGCACCACCACCGAUGGGACCUCCGCCGAGCCCACUGGCCGGUGGCCCUCUAGGCGGUCCCGCCGGUAGUCGACCUCCCGUCCCGAACCUGCUCGGAUUCGGUGGUGCCGCUCCACCCGUUACGAUUCUCGUCCCGUAUCCCAUCAUCAUACCGCUACCGCUACCCAUUCCCGUACCGAUUCCUGUGAUAGACUUCCUGAAAGCGGCCCUCCCGAAGGGGGAAGGUGAGAAGAUGGACGAGAAACGGGCGGAACAGAAGGACGAACAACGCGCGACGGACGCAACGGCGGUGAUGCUGGUCGAUAGUGACGAGGCGUUGGGUGGUGAGGAGGCGCCGCUGCCGGACCCUCCGCUGGUGGAGGAUGAUUCCGAUGUGCCGCUCGAUUUUACCGUGGGCAGCCAGGGAAAGGAGUCGGAGCGAGACGCACCAACAAGCAGUCGAAACGAGCUGUGGAACGAACUGCCGGUGGAACCUUCCAGCCCGGUGCGUGAGCCAGCGCCGCCAACGUAUGCACUCUCGACGAUUGUGGCGGCUGAAACGGCGGGUGAUCCAGUGCCACCGAUGGGAGAAGAAGAGGCACACCGCGAGCCCGCUGAGUCUGCCAAGCGAUUAUUGCCAAAGUUUAAAAUCACCCGGCUGGAGGCGGGUGGAAAGAUGGUGCUACAGGAGGGUGUUGUGGAGGGUGGCACAAAGGAGGAGACGGAGAUGGAGCGCGAACGCAAGGAGAUGGUGGAGCGCAGCAGGCCGUUGCGCAAGCGGAAGCGGCUCGUCGUGCAGCAGCAUCUGCACGAGCUGGCGGAAGAGCACGAGCUGGCGGAGCGUACGAACGAUGGGGAUGGGAACACUGGGGAAGCGCAACAGUACCGGAGCGGUGGCAUUGAGCUGCGGUCGGGUAAUAAAAGUGUAGGCAAGUAAGCAAGAUUGAAUGGGAAAAUCAAUGGUGUAAUGGUGCUGUAAAAGUGGCCGAUGGAGCUCCACUUAGGAUAUGGCUUCAAGCGUAGCGAUCUAGUAGCUGGGAAUGAAAUUCACCCGCUUUCGGGGCAAAGGAGGCGAUGCUAAAAAGAAGCGCAAGGAAAUGCCAAAAGGGGGCAACAGUUGUAGAGCAGUUUUCGGUAUUAAAACAGUUAAAAAAAAUAGACCGACAGCCGGGUGUGCGUUCUGCCAAUAGUGUUGUAUAGAAUUUUAUUCGUAGUAUAAACUAGUUCCAUAAGUGGCGCAGCCCUUCACAAAAAUAUAAAUGUAUACAAAAAAGCGAUGGAAAUUUUGCUUCAAUUUCAACGGAAAUGAGAAACAUUGAUGAUUAUUGCAAGCGAAAGGGUGUGUAAAAGUGUGUUGAGUUAGUGUUCGUUUUUUUGUUCAAUUUCCGGAUUUCCCCGGGUUCAUUUGUACAGAUCCCACAGCGAGAUCUGCCCGUCCUUGCCGGCCGCCGCCAUGACGGGCGCGUUCCACAUCGUCACCUUCGCCUCCGAGUACGCCACGUCCAGCAGUUCGCCCUUGUGCUCGGUCAGUACGGCCAGUGGCCGCAGGCUCUUCCACGAGAAGAUGCGCAACCGGCCAUCCCACCCGGCACUGGCGAACACCUUCAGAUCCUUCCGGAUGCGUACCCGGUGCACGCCGGCAUUCUUGAUCGCAAUGUCGCUCUUCGGCAGCAGCUGGUGCGUGUUGCGAUCGAUGGAAAAGACGGACAGCUUGUCGGCGGACCCGCCGCACACGCCCCGGUUCGUGACGGGAUCGUAAUCGAUCGUUUGCACGCAGUCCGCGUUCUCUGUGACGUAGUGCGUGGUGGAGGAGACCGGCCGGCCGGUCCGGCAGUCCCACAGUACCAGCGCCCCGGACUCGUACCCGGCCAGCAGAUAGCGCUGGGAUUGUAGCUCCACCGGCAGGAAGCACAUGACGGUACCGUACGGCAGCGCCUUCUCGUCUUCGGCCGUCGGUGUGAGGCGCAUCGUUUCGCUGAACGUUUUGCCGCACAGGACACUGAUGGCGGCCCGGUCGCGCGGUACUAUCACAGUGCUCGUGCGGGCGUCGUACGCCAGCCGGCAGAAGCCGACGUGCUCGGUGGAGAUUUCGUGGCGCAACAGGUACUCGGCAUCGGCCAGCGCCCACAGCUUGACCGUGCCGUCCUUUUCCUGCGUGAUCAGUGCGUCGGAGGUGUGGGCGAGGUUCAGGAGCGGGCUAGAGCCGACGGUGAGCUGGUAGGACGUGCGGUUCGUCUGUGUGUGUAUAUGUUGUGGUUGUUGUUGGGAGAAGAAGAUAAGCAAUGAAACGGAAAUGUGAGCAACGGAUUGAUUGCCCUGGAGAAGUAGUAGUGGAAGAGAAACUGCGACUUACAUUUAGCUCCCACAGCUGGACGGUUCCUUUGUCCGUGCCGGCGUACAGGUGCUCCGGGGUGUGGAAGCAGAGCGAGUAGUAGGAGCAGGCUUCCGGCGAGCGCAGGCAAAACACCGGAUCCGGUGGAAGUAAGGCCAUGAUGUUUCGGAUGUAGGUUGAUUUGUAAGGUGAGAGAGAGACAGAGAGAAAGAGAAUGUUCACUUAAGGAGUACGGGAUACUGUCACCAUUCCGAAUGUAAAACGUUCGAAAUGUGCGACGCUGGUGAAAAGACACGGUAUGGGUAAAACAAUAAACAACAAACAAACA